Messenger RNA from Gossypium arboreum, 1987 nucleotides. RefSeq names its product L10-interacting MYB domain-containing protein-like. Bases 488 to 1402 code for a protein of 304 amino acids. Lineage: Eukaryota; Viridiplantae; Streptophyta; Magnoliopsida; Malvales; Malvaceae. The record is from RefSeq and is a predicted model, not a curated record. The transcript is spliced from 3 exons.
AACAUCUGUAAUAAAUGUGACAAGAAGAAUGCGGUUUUCGGUAACAUAUUGUGGCGGUUGGACAAACUUUUGAUUUCUUUUGGCCAAGUACUUUGGGUAUAUAUGUUUGGGUUUCAAAUGUAGCCUUCUAUUUCUAUAUGAUCGCCAAGAAUUCAAGACAAGAUGAAAUGGAGGCCAAAAUGAACAGUGUUGCUUGACUGACAGUGCUUCUACCAGUUCGAGGAUGCAAUGGUCAAACAAAAACGAAGUGUACUCCCAAUAAGGAGCAGUACUACAAGUACCCAGGGCUAUUUUGGACUGGGUCGUAAAACCCCCACAGUCACACAUACAAAAGGGCAGGGAAAAGAAAAAUUAGUCCCAGAAGCAUGGACAUUACUUUACUUGAUAACCAUUUCAAGAAGAAGGGUUCCUCCAUAAUCUCUCUCAUAUUUCAUCAUUCCUACUCGGAAUUUCCUCGGUCGUUAGGUUUUGGUUGUAGAUUUUGUAGAUGGCAAGCCGGGUUACUCGCUCAAGGAGACAACAGCAACCAUCUCAACAGCAGGAACAGCAUCCGAGAGCUCGAUGGACGACGUUCCUCACUAAGACACUUGCUGACCUGUUGGUUGAACAGGUUCACGGAGGGAACAGGCACAACAAUUCUUUCAACAAGAGAGCUUGGAAGUCCAUGUGUGAUGAGUUCUAUGAGAAAACUAGUUUGAAAUGGGACAAGGAGCAAUUAAAGAACCGAUAUGGGGUUUUGAGGAGGCAGUAUGUUCUCGUUAAAUCACUUCUUGAUCGAAGCGAGUUCAGUUGGAAUGAAUCUACUGGGGUUAUAAUAGGUACAGAUGAAGCCUGGUUUGAUUUUACCAAGGGUCAUCCAGAUGCUGAAACCAUAAAAGCCAGCGGCUGCUCAAUUUACAAACAGCUUUGUACUAUUUUCUCAGAGCCAAUGACCAAUUGGAAGCAUGACUACUCUGCUGAACUUCGUGGACAAGUUCCUUCCUCACUUCCUUCUUUGGAACCAUUGAGCAGAAUUCAAGAAGAGUCCUCGUCCUCGUCUGAGGAAGUAGAGGAUGUGGCAGAUGAUCCAGAUGCAGUUCAACCUUCUGCUUCUGUUUUGAUUAGUAGUCACAAAAGGGGACGCAGGGGAAUUGAUGAUGCUAUUGCUGCUGCAAUAUUGGAGAUGGCAGCAACUUCGAAGCUGAGAACAGCCGCUGUAACACAACGUAAUGCCAGAUAUAGUAUACUUCGUUGUAUAAAAGAAUUGGAUGAGAUUGAAGGCCUUGAAGAGCGAGUCUACUUUGCUGCUCUGGAGUUAUUCAACAAUCCUAAUGCUAGAGAAAUAUUCUUGUCUCUCAAAGGAGAUAAGCGCUUGACUUGGUUGCACUGCAAGUGCGUUGCUCCAUCCAAUGCACUAGAGUGAUAGAAGGCAACAUCUUAUUGUUUAUUAGAUUAGACAAACCCAUUCUUAUAUUGGCAACCAGUUAGAAACUCAAAUGUAUGACUUUUUCAAUCAUCAAGCUCUUUUAAGCUUUGGCACUGACACCCAGAACUUUUAGCAGAAAAUGUAUUUGAAUGUGCUUGGUUAAUGAAAAUUGAGGCAUAGAUUUGAUCACCGUUGUUUGCUUUUCUGAAACAGGAUCCUUUAUUCAGGCAUGGAGAAAGGGCCAUUAUGUGUUUUCGGACUGUGUCUUAACAAAUUUCCAUUGCCAUUGCCUGUGAAUCUCAGAUGUUGGCUCAUUAGAAGGGAUCUACUUUUAGUUGCUGAUCCAUGCGUGUGAACCUGCUGGAUCUCAUACAAGCUUCACCAUAUUACAAAUCAAUCUGCAUAACAAGCAAAAUUAUACCUUUAAACUACAUAGUUAUAUCUCCAAACCUCAGUUAUGGUAAAGAAAGUUGCGCAGAAAAAACGAUAUCAAUUGUGUUGUAACGUUCUUUAUGUUGCCACUGAAACAGCAUUACCUGCGUUAUCCUUUGUUUUAUGAAUGUUAUUUAAAUCAAAUAGAAA